CCUAACCUUAAAUUUAGAACUCAUCGUCGAAUGUUUUGUUUAUAAAACCGGUUAAUUCGUUAUGUGCCAGUCCUUUGUUUGUCGAUUAUUGUAGUUUACUUGUAUAAAAUAUGUAGUUGUCAAAAUGUAAAUUUAAAACAAAAUCGUUUUCGUGAGUUUUCUUUUUGUUUUGUGUGCAAAUUGUAUUAUAGAAAAUAAAGCAAAAGUAUGGAGGAGGCAAGUGUCAGUGAUCAAAAUACUCCAACGACAAUGUCGACGCAAUUAGAUUCAGAAGAAGCUGAAAGAUGCAUUAAGAAUUCGGAAGGAAUGUGGAAUGUCACUUACGAACCAGUAAUCAAUGUUUUCUGUCAAGAUAAAAGUAUUAUAACAAACGAACAAAUUCACAAUCUUUUGCAAGCUUUUUUGAGAUCUGAUUUAAAUAAUAUAUUGGUUCCUGCCUCUGGUAAUAGUGUAAUGUUCGAGGAGCAUUUAAAACGUCAUUCAGCUUUUUUAACAUGGCUAUUUGGUGUAUUGUUUACAUUAACUGGUACUUCCGAAGACGAGUUGGUACUUGAGUACAGUAUUGAUAUACAAGCUAAAAUGUUAAAAUUACUCAUGACAUAUGACUUAAAAAUAUAUUCGAUUAUUAUGGCCGAGUAUAUUAUAAUUAUUGAAGAAUUAGUGAGAUUUCGAAAGCUCUUCGCGGACAGAAGAAAACCUGAAUUAAACAAAUUUAGAAGUGAUAUAAAUGUAAUUGGUAGAAUGGAACUUAAAAAUUUACCUACAAAAAUCAGGUGUCUUGAUUCAACUCUAGAAUCCAUUUUGAAGAUUAUGCUUAAAACGAGAGUAUAUAAAUGGAGUUGUGAAUUUCCACUAUGGAAUAAUAUUAUCGAUGUCCUUUCCGUUUCGUCACAGAAAACUAAAAUUAUUUCCUUUGAUGUAAUAUUUGAACUACUCGACUUUGAUCUAAAGAGCGAUUCAGAAUUGGACAGAAUGUUUAAGGCCGUGACUGAAAUGACUAAUUUAAUAUCAGUUUGGAAUCAAGAGGGAACACUUUCAAAGGAUCUUUUAAAAAUAUGCCCGAUAAUUUUUCCGAAAUUACUUAAAAUUGCCCGCUUAUCGAAACCAAGUGUUCAAAUAACGAGUUUAUGUUUAGCACUUGUCAAUUUAAUAUCUCAGAAAAUUAUUGGAGACGAAUUAAAGCAAGAAAUCUACGAUAUUAUUUACGACUUUCAAAGGCAUAAUUACAUAUUUCCGAUGCUAACUGAUUAUCAAUGUAUCAUUUUAUCGGAAAAUUUACCGGAUUUCAAUUCAAUUCUAAUGAAUGAUGUAUUAACGGACGUUAAGAAUAAUGCAACAACUGGAGAAAUUGUAAAAGUAUCAAAAAUCAGUAAAUUAUGGAUGAAUUUACGUUCAACAUUUAUGAAGAAUCUUGAGAAGAAAAAUUUUUCCUACAUUCAUGGAUUUCUUGUGUCAACAAAUUUAUUAUAUCAUUGGUUCAUUGAGAAUAAAAUUGAAGGACAAUUAUUCGAGGACGAUAUGAAUAUUAUUUAUAAAUUUUUAAUAAACAAUUUAGAUGAUAAUGAUUCAACGAUAAAUUCUAUGGUUUUUCAAUGUUUCAUUUGUCUUAUGAAUCAUUCUGAAGUGGAUAAGGAGAAAAUUUUGAAUUUCUUAUCAACACCAUGGAGUAUUAAAGAUGAAAACGCAAUGGAUGUUGAUUGCAAUGAUUAUCAUAAUAGGACAAUUAGUUUUGAGACAAAACUUAAAUGUUUAGAAGUUAUUUGUCGAUAUGAAUCGGGAAAAAAUGGUUUGAGAAUAUUAAAGGAUUGUAUUUCAAAGUCUGAUAUUCAAUUCUCGAUUGCUGCCAUUCCGAAUUGUUUACUAUUGUCAAAAAAUAAGAACGUCAGGGUGGAGGAUAUUUUAAAACUAAUGUUCUCGACGAUUUCUUGCAAUUCUCCGGAACUUCACGAGAUUGUUGCGAAAACACUAGGCGAAUUAAUUUGCCUUUUAUCGAAACAUGCAAUGCUAAUCAGAGAAUCGUGGAAUAAAUCGAAUCUAAUUGUAAAAUGUGAUGUUUGCGAUAAACCGGAACAAGGGAAUGAUUCGAGAAUUUAUAAUUUAUCAUCGAAAUGUGAAACAAUAAUAACGUCAUUUUUUAAUAUUUUAAUGCCAUCGAUUCAUGAGAAAAUACGUCUUCAAAUGUCGAAUAAUUUUUUGCGCUUCUCCAAUCACAUUAAAGAAUUUAAUACGAAUAAGACGGCAAAUCUUUGGUUAUCUUAUAUCAAUGACAAAAAUCCCAAUGUACGACAAAAUAUUGGUACAGUGAUUGGUUAUUUGUUGCAAAAUAAUAUUGCACAAUUGCAACAAACACAUGUUCUGUCGGACGACGAUGUGCCAAUUGAAUUAGAGAAAUUUGUCGAUUCGGUUAUAAAUAUUUUACAUAUUUCGCUAAUAGAGGCUAUCGAGAAAAAAGAUUCAUUGUUGUUGAAUGAUUUACUUAAAACAGCAACGAACUUUGCAUGUGUUGAGCUUUAUCUAACGGAAAAGCGAAUUUUGAGUCUUAUUGUUUACAUAAUAUUGCAUCCGAAUACAAAUACAAAAGAAAUCGCAUUGGCAAAUGCAGCUUUUGAAAAAAUUGCCGAAUUUUAUCAUCUUCUUCCAAUGAAAAUGUAUGUUCGAUAUCGAAAACAUUUUUUAAACAUAAUUGUACAGUUGUCAGUGAGAAAUUUUCUGAAUUAUAAUUUCGAUUUUAUUACAUCUCUGUAUAGAAUUUCUCAGGCAAUUGGAUAUGAAGGACCAACACAGUUAUUGAACAAGGAGCAACAUUUUAUUGUUGCUUUUUUAAUUCCUCAUAUCGUCGAAAUUCCGAAGACAAUUACGUUACUUGAAAAUAUUGCUGAGAAGAAUUUUUUUGAAAAGGAAGUAUUAUUAAAAAAUUACUUUCCUUACAUCUGUAUUCAUUUGUUACUCGACGUAGAACAAGAAAUUGGAGUGAAAUGUUUGAAUUUCGUUUUAAAAACAACGAACUUAAGAAUACAGUCAUUAAUGAACAGGUUUAAUUUUAUGGCAAUUUUUGAUCAAUUAUUUUUGCGAUUCAACGAAAAAGAGGAUGUAAUCGAGUGUCUCAAAUUGAUAUUCAAAUUGAAGGGAGAAUCAGUGAGAUUCGAUACAAAGAAGGAAAUUACUGAAUAUUUAAAGCCGUAUUUGCAUGGAGUUUUAGUAACGGCGGAAAUAAAUUUAAGACAAAUUGUCGACGAGGAAAGUCAAAAAUGUGCAAUCGCCUCUCUAGUGGCAUUAAUUCAUUUUAUGGGACCACAAUAUAUUACUCCAUUAAGAUAUAAAUUUUUGUCGACACUUCGAAUGCUUCUUAAAUUUAGCAGACCUGGAUUUAGAAAAGUCACAUUUGAAGCGUGGGAUGCAUUUAUUCGCAACACUUUGAUUCAUGAUUUAGGCACUUUAUUGCCAGCAAUAUUUUCCUCGGUUGUGCCUUUAUUGGAAACGUAUCCUAAGGAAACGAAUGAAAUGCUCGAGUAUUUAGUUAUAAAAAAUGAGGGAGCUCUAUCGCCGUAUAUUCCGGAAUUAUUUUUCAUUGAGGAUAUAAAUGUCUCUAGAAAUAUUUCAAACGUUGUGACGACUUGCAUCAAGCGAAGAAGAUCUGAAUGUAUCAAAGAAAAUCUCGGAUUGUGGAUUAAAAGAAUAGGUCACGAAAUUGAUAGCGUCAGAUUACGAGCUUUAGUUCAUUUAAAACCAUUUUUGGCUGAAAAUCGAAGAAAAAUUAAUGGAUUGAUUCUUGCAAAUGCAAACGUUCAUCCUUUGAUUCUUGAGUUAUUGGAUAUGCUUCUUGCUGGAUGUCGAGAUAAAGACGAGGCAAUUCAAUUAGCUUAUGGAGAAUGUCUUGGAGAACUUGGAGCUAUUGAUCCUAGUCUUCUACCAAAAAGAAUCGUAUCCAGAGAGGACAGUAACUUCAUAACAGAUGUGAACGAAGAAUUUGCGUGCGCCGCACUUGUUGAAUUUGCAAAAGGCUUUCAAAUGCAAACAAAUUCACAUGACGCCGAUUGUUUUUGCCUUGCAAUUCAAGAAAUAUUAAAAGUCUACAAAAUUUCGCCAAGCAGUUCAAAAAGUAUAUUUUGGGAAAGUAUGCCUUAUACUGUUCGUGAAAUGAUAUAUCCAUUUUUGACAUCUCACUAUAUAAUGGAUUUUUUUGAAAAUCACAUCGAUUAUCCACUUCCAAUUUACGGAACUGAUAUGAGUAUUACCUUUGAAAAAUGGGCGUUCAAUUGGAUGAUGAGCAUGUUUGCAAAGCUUCCUGACUCGAAACUAAAAAGUAUUUUAAAAACUUCGUCACCGGCAUUAAAACGAGAUGUGAGAAUCGUCGAAUUUUUCAUUCCACACAUAGCAACGUUUAUUAUUCGAAAUGGGAAUGAAAAUGAGUGGAAAGAAAUUGCACAAGAAAUGUUGGCUGUUAUAACUGAAAAUGCAAAAUCAGUGGAUACACUCUUGAAUACUCGUCCUUUAUACAAUGGCACAACGGAAUCAAAAAAUACAAGAGUUUCGGAUGAAGCAAAACACGUCAGAUGUUCCCAGGUAGUUUUUUCGACCCUUGAUUAUUUGCAAAGGUGGUUAAGAGAAAUGAGAGUUGAUUUAAAUGAUAAUUACAAAUCAAUUAAAGAAUUUUGCGACAUGUUCGAUGGCUUUGUUUUGGCUGAAGGUUCUUAUAAAACAUACGAAUUUCAUCGUGCUUUGUUAUAUUUGGAACAACAUAUGGCUAUUAGUAAAAAAGGUCUCACUGAUUUCAAAGAACGCGAUUUAUUUGUUAAAAUUUAUCUACAACUCGACGAACCAGAUGGUGUUUCUGGAAUUUUAGCUUCUCAAAAUGAAAUUCCCUCUGUCGAACAAUUAGUCUUGGCACACAACAUCAGUGGUCAAUUUCAGGAUGCUGCAAUUUGCUAUGAAAAAAUGGCUCAAAGAAAAAAUAAAGAGCCAAGAUAUUUGAAAGGAAUGAUCCAAUGUUACCUGAGUCUCGAUCAGCCAUUAACUGCAAUGUGUAUCACGAAAGGAUUUCUCGAAGAUAGACCUGAAUUAGAACCAAUAAUGUCAGAUUAUGAAUGUUUUUGGCGACUCGCACAAUUUGGUAAUGUCGAGGGUAAGGAGAAUGUGAAGCAUAAUUAUCUGGAGGAUUUGAAGAAUUCUGUGAAACCCGAUUUAACGAUUGUUAAGAAAAAAAUACUCUCGUUACUCGCUGCAUCUUCGCAUCCUGGCGCUUAUGAACACAGCUAUUCGUCAAUAAUGAAACUGCAUAUAAUAAACGAAUUUGAGAAGGCGAUUGAAAAAAUAUUGGUAAAUGUUGACACAGUUCCGAAUAUUUUUGAGGAAUGGGAAAAAAGAUUUCAACUAGUAAAAGCCUCGAGUGGAGUUGAAUUUGUUUUGAGUAUGCGAAGAGCAACAUUGGAUUUGGCAUAUUUGUAUCAACGAGAAACAACGAAUGUGGAAAAUACAACUUUAAAGGAGGAAAUUGGAAAAAUUUGGAUUAAGAGUGCAAAAAUUGCUAGAAAAGCCGGAUUGUAUCAACAAGCGUACAUGUAUAUUUUGUCGGCUGGGGAAAUAUGUAAACCACAGGAAAUUUGCACCGAAAUGGCUCAACUCUAUUGGCAAAAAGGAAGUCAAGAAUACGCGUUUGCAACAUUGAAACGUUGUUUGGACAGUUAUUUUCCACCUGCCGAGGUUUUUAAAAGUGCUCCCGUCAAUGAGAACUUAAGCGAAAAAAAACAAUAUGCAAAGGCGAAGCUUUUAUUUGCGAAAUAUAAUUACGAAACACAAAAUGUACAAACAAGGACGAAUAUAGGAAAUUUUAAGGAGGCAAUUGAAGUUUGGCGAGGUUGGGAAAACAGUUACAUUGCAUGCGCUCAGUAUUAUGAAUCGCUCGUUAAUAAAAUGUCAGAGGAUGCGAAGGAUGUCGAUGGACGUGACAUACAGAUUCAAUCAUUAUUAUUUUAUGCAAAAUCAUUGAAAUUUGGUUGUAAGCAUAUACAUCAGUCGAUGCCAAGAAUGUUGACAAUUUGGUUGGAAUUUGCAUCAAGAACACAGAAACGAAUAAAAAAUAAAACUGCCUCGGAAUAUCAAAAGGAAGGUUUAAAACGACUUACGUCAAUUUUGGAAUCGUAUUUGGACUAUCUUCCAACUUUCACAUGGUUAACAGCAUUUAGUCAGCUUGUUUCUAGAAUAUAUCAUCCUUCUUUAGAUGUUCAAAGAACAUUAAAGAUGAUUAUCGUGAAAUUGAUUCUUGCACAUCCACAACAUUGUCUCUGGAUGAUAGCCUCAAUUUCUCAGUCGGAAAAUAAGCAACGUAAAACGCAAUGCAGUGACAUAUUGAAUCAUGAGAAGAUUUGCAAUUCCGAAGUGAUGAAAAUAGUUAAAGAUUUUCGUAGACUGUGGACAUUUAUAAUUGAACUCUCCGAUAAACCAGUUCCUGAGAACCAAAGUAAGACGACCGUUAGUGCUUUAUCGAGUAACUUGCCAGCGCUUUUUAAAUCUACUGGAUUCAGUAGAAUAAUGAUGCCAACGUCCGAAUUUCGAAAAUUACAUCUUCCUUUAAAGGGAGAAUCAUUCAAGGAUCACGAACCAUUCUUAAAGAAUUGGGUGAGCAUUGAUGGAAUUAAUGAAUCGAUAAAUGUAAUGCAAUCACUUGUGAGACCAAAGCAAAUUUCGCUGAGAGGCUCAGAUGGAAAGAAUUAUCUUUUCAUGUGUAAACCAAAAGAUGAUCUUAGAAAAGAUUUCCGUUUAAUGGAAUUCAAUGACAUUGUAAAUAAAUAUCUUCAAAAAGAUCCAAUGUGCAGGCAAAGAAGACUUUACAUCAGAACUUACAGUGUCGCACCACUAAACGAACAAUGUGGAUUAAUAGAAUGGAUUCCAAAUUUAGUGGGUCUUAGGAAAAUUAUUAUUGAUUUAUACAAGCGAAAAGGAAUUUACGUCAGUAAUCAAAAAUUGAGAACUUUACUAUGUGGUAACAAAGCAAGUCUUCUAGAAAAAAGGAAAUGUUUCACGGAAAAAUUAAUUCCUCAUCAUCCUCCAGUUUUGAGUGAAUGGUUCAGACUCACAUUUCCAGAUCCCUACGGAUGGUAUGAAGCUCGCACUGCGUAUAUUAGAACAACGGCAGUUAUGUCAAUGGUGGGAUACAUUUUGGGACUUGGAGAUCGUCACGGUGAAAAUAUUUCGUUCGAUUCAAAAUGUGGAGAUUGUGUUCACGUCGAUUUCAACUGUCUCUUCAAUUAUGGUGAAAGAUUCGAAAUUCCAGAAAGAGUUCCAUUUCGUUUAACUCACAAUAUGACGGACGCAAUGGGUGCUUUGAAGUACGAGGGACCAUUCAGACGUUCCUGUGAAAUAACAAUGAGAGUAUUACGUGAACAAAGAACAACGCUUCAGAGUGUAUUAACACCAUUCGUCUACGAUCCCCUUGUGAAUGAAUCGUCGAGAGAGCGUAAGGAGCGUAAAGCAGCGGCACUUAAAGUCGAAGAUGAGGAAACUAAUUAUUUAGUAUUGCGAAUUAAUGACAUUCUACAUCGUCUUAAUGGACAAGUGAGAUCAGUGGAGAGAAGUGAAAACGAUUACGAACGACAGAACGAGAAUAAUGUUUACCUCAGUGUUGAGGGACAAGUAAAUCUCCUCAUUCUUCAAGCCACAAGUAUCGACAAUCUAUGCCAAAUGUAUCAAGGCUGGGGAGCAUUCAUGUAAAUUGAGAAUUCUUCUUUUUUACCUUCAUUUAUAUUUAUUAUUUAGGUACGUUAUUUUUUUUUAUAAUUUCCUAUAAAUAGUGUCGUUAAAAAAAAUGAAAAAAAAAAUGUUGUAAAAAUGGAAAAUUACA
Leptopilina heterotoma is the source of this 7837-nucleotide messenger RNA. RefSeq names its product serine/threonine-protein kinase ATR. Gene Ontology annotation, molecular function: protein binding; protein serine/threonine kinase activity. The record is from RefSeq and is a predicted model, not a curated record. Lineage: Eukaryota; Metazoa; Arthropoda; Insecta; Hymenoptera; Figitidae. Gene Ontology annotation, biological process: DNA damage checkpoint signaling; protein phosphorylation; telomere maintenance. Gene Ontology annotation, cellular component: nucleus. The coding region runs from base 208 to 7707 and encodes 2499 amino acids. The transcript has 38 exons.